Molecule: messenger RNA, 7557 nt
Organism: Ostrinia nubilalis (European corn borer)
Lineage: Eukaryota; Metazoa; Arthropoda; Insecta; Lepidoptera; Crambidae
Gene: sif
Product: protein still life, isoform SIF type 1
Exons: 43
Coding region: 409-7083 (2224 amino acids)
Biological process (GO): small GTPase-mediated signal transduction; activation of GTPase activity; positive regulation of axonogenesis
Cellular component (GO): synapse; membrane
Molecular function (GO): protein binding; guanyl-nucleotide exchange factor activity
Source: RefSeq, a predicted model, not a curated record
ACCCCUCAUUUACUAUUCAACGCUGUGAAUUUUUAACUUUGCGAACGACCGACCAUUGAGGUAUUUAAAUGCUUACUAAGCCCGAAUCUCAUCAGAAAGAACAGUUGUAGUGCACAUUAGUGUCGCAGAUCAGAACAUACGCAUCGAAAACCAAAUAUUCAUAGACCAUUCGAGUGAUAUCACGGCUUCAUAAAUAUGGGUGCUAAAGAGAGCGUGGAAGCUGCUAAAUUUUCUUCGCAAAAUUGGAACAAUUUCGAGCAUGGCGUUGUGAAACAUCCAUAUAGGCACGGAACCCAGCGCUCGCAGAGUCUCAACCGCGGGCACUCUUUCUCGCGCACCGAUGGCACCUGGUGACAUCACGGGACCGCGGGCAGCAUAGUGCAGUGCGCCGAGUGCGGCACGCGCACGAUGGGAAACAAGCUCUCGUCGUGCUCCUGCGCGCCCAUACUCCGCAAGGCGUACCGCUAUGAGGACAGCCCGUGGCAGAACUCGCGCCGCCGCGACGGACAUCUGUUGAGACUAUGGGCGGAAGUGUUCCACGUGUCAGCCAGCGGCGCCGGCACCGUGAAGUGGCAGCAAGUGUCCGAGGACCUGGUGCCCGUCAACAUCACCUGCGUCCAGGACUCCCCGGAGUGCGUGUUCCACAUCACCGCCUACAACUCGCAGGUCGACAAGAUCCUGGACGUGCGACUAUUGCAACCUGGCACCCGGAUCGGACAAGCCUCAGAAUGCUUCGUGUAUUGGAAGGACCCCAUGACCAACGACACGUGGGGCCUCAACUUCACGUCGCCCAUCGACGCCAAGCAAUUCAGGGAGUGCUGCUCACCAUCGUUUAAAUUCUCCCGAAAGGCAUCUUCUAGCUACAGCCUAAAGCUGGAACCUCCCGGCAACAAGCAGAAGUUCAAAGCAAAGAGGAAACCACUCUCCACACCAGCUAGUCCGAAUCGAUCCAGCUUGACGUAUGGACGCGAACCGCAAUGCACCUGCAUGACUCAAGAACAGUAUGCCAGACUCCGGGCUCAAGAUCCUCGCUAUCGUUCCUCAACUCUUCCUCGCACAACGGCCCGCGCCCUGGAGGCCGAGGCCGGCUCUGCUGGAGGGACGGCCAAUCGCGCCGACAAGGUGGCUGCGGCUACGUCAUCCACCUCGCUCUACGACAAUGUGGCCAACGCUCAGCCAUCACACCAGGCCCCGCCUAAACCUGCAGCUCGCCAGUCCGAGCAGCAGCCCCCGGCGCGCCCGGCCAAGUCGCAGGAGACGUCUACCAUGACCACCAACACUUCCACUGCGCCGAAGACCGUCACCGCUUCGGUUGGCACCCACAGCGGUAGUACUACUACAGAAGAGACUCAGAUUGCAGCCAAUACAACUCAACACGGGCAAGAUCUGAAGUCGGAGGGAGUGCAAGCGGGAGGCACUCUGACCUCCUCGAAGUCCUCGGCUACUUCCACACGCUCGGGCAAAGAACAUCUGCAGCACAUGCCGAAGAGCGUUGAUUAUGGCGAUGGAAAUGAAUCGGGUCGAGAGUCAGAGCGGCACUCGGCUCACCACCACAACGUGAUCAACAACAACACUUCGGGCUCGCGUCGCACAAAAUCUAAGAGCACCGAAGACAUGAAUAUGGAUUCCAGCACCCUCAAACGCAUGCUGAAGCCAAUGCCCUCUACCGAGAGCCCCGUGACCUCUCCAGAGAUGGGGCGCCGUCGGUACGGGGGCGCGGGGCCCUGCCCCCCAUCGUGUGGGGCGCAUGGUCACCGCCACCCGCAGCACCCGCAUCACGGGCACUACUCGCACAUUGUCAAUAACAACAGUCGGCAGAGUUCCCAGCGCCGUGGAGUGGGGGUCGGCGCAGCCCCAAGUGGGUACCCAGGCCGCGGGCUAUACCUAGAGUUGGGCGGCGGCGAGCGCGACAUGUCCCCGCCGUCUGACAACGUGAUGUUCGACAACCAGUGCUACGCCACCACGCCGUCGUCAUCCAACGGGAAUUCGGAUCAAGAGCCUUGCCAGCGCCGCGACCCGAGGCAGCAUCAUCAUGGGAAGCCCUGCCUCUCGCGUCAGGCGUCCCAGUCGAGCGCGACACCAGCUCCGGGAUCACCGACUUCCCGCCUCCUGCUGGAGUAUGAGAUGCACUUACGGAACACCCUAGCAAAGGGUAUGGACGCCGAGAGUUACAGUCUUCACACAUUCGAAGCUCUGCUAAGCCAGAGUAUGGAGGACUUGGAACGGAUAGGAUAUCUACUCUCACUACAAGAACCUAUGAAUAACUCGCCCGAAUACAACGACAACAUGCCACCUUCGAACCAACGAAGCCCUUACCCAUCGCGACGACGACCAGCAUCCCAGUGCUCUGGUGGAGGCAGCCGGUCGUCUACGCUGCCGCUGCCGCAUCGAUUAGGCGUGGAGAGGCAGCACAGCGCUCGUUCUGAUCGGGACGGAUACUACAGCGACCGCAACGAACUAAUGCGAGAGCGUGAGCGGGACCGGGAUCGCGAACGGGGCUAUUUGAGUGACCACAAUACCAGGGAUCGCGUCAGAGAUCGUGAUCAAGGAUACUUGAGCGACCACCAGUCAAGUUUCGUGAGCGCUUCCCGAUGCGCGUCUUGCAUCGGCGAAUCUGCGCGUGCGGCGUGGUACCGCCACUCUGAUGGCUGGCGCGGCGCCCCCGCCCCCGGCCCGCGGCGCUCACCCUGGGACUCCCUGCCCAGCCUGCGGCAUGAGGGCAGCUUGAACGACUCUGGCUACCGGAGUAACAGAGCCGACAGCUUUGAACAAAGGGGCGUAUUUGACCGGCAAGACAGCGUUCGUUCAGAAUACACGAGCGAUCGUGAGUCCGGCAGAUACGGGAUCGUGCAGCAGGCGUCCAUCGACAGCACCGACUCCAGGAUCUGCUACCUGACUUCCAGUGAGAUAUCGGAUGACGAUCGCAUGUCGCUGACGACGGCAGUGUCGGACGAAGAGGACCCCGGCGAGAGCGCGAUGAACUCUCCCUACAAGGGCAAGCAGACCGGCGCAGCCGCCGCGUCUUUCAACUGCACUGGUGCCGUCAGGAAAGCUGGAUUUUUGAGCGUGAAGAAGUGGUUGCUCCGCAAGAAGCAUCAGAUAGAGCUGGCCCGCAAGCGCGGCUGGAAAGGCUACUGGGUCUGCCUCAAAGGCACCACACUCCUUUUCUACCCGUGCGAUUCCCGCGAGGGCCGGUCAGUCGAAGCAGCACCGAAGCACCUGAUCAUAGUCGACGGGGCAAUAAUGCAGCCGAUUCCUGAACACCCGAAAAGGGACUACAUUUUCUGCCUGAGCACCGCAUUCGGUGACGCCUACCUGUUUCAGGCACCUUGUCAGGUGGAGUUGGAAAAUUGGGUGAACAGUAUACAUAGUGCCUGCGCCGCGGCAUUCGCUCGCCACCGCGGGAAAACUGGGACACUUCAUCUGCUCCAGGAAGAAAUAUACCGCCUCGAGAAAGCCAUCGAAUCUGAUCACAAGCUAAAACACAUGGCCGACCUGCAGCAGUCCGUGGUGUCAGACCCAGAGACGCGUGCGCAACUCGCGGUGCAAAUGCUCCAAUGGGAAGAGAAUCUUGAGAGGCUGCACUGUGAACAGUUCCGUCUCAGGUGCUACAUGGCCAGUCUUCAGAGCGGCGAACUUCCUAAUCCUAAGAGUCUCCUCACACACGUGUCCCGUGGUACGAAGAGUACCCUGAACAAGCUGGGCGUGUUCACCGUGUCGUCUUUCCACGCGUUCAUCUGCGCCCGAUCGCCUUCGCUCCUCAACAACUUGCUGGCUGGCCGCGGCGCCACCAAGCGGCGAGCGCCCAAUCUUUCCCGAUCCAACUCUGGGUCCAGCAGGCGAUCUAUGCAGAUGUCGCGCGACGACGGCGAGGCGGCUGUCCGCGUGUCUCUUCCCGAAGGCACCACGGCUACGGUGGGAGUGCGCGAAGGCAUGUCGGUGGAAGAAUUCCUGGCUGCAGCAUGCGCGCGCCGAUCGCUCAACGCGUUGGAGCACUUCGUGCGCGUCAAGAAACGCCGGGACAUGGAAGACCAUAACUACUUUGUGCCUCACCGCAGCGAUCUCAUCGAGACUUACUUGCACACACACGAAGUGGUGGAGGUGUGCGCCAAGAUCCUGUACCAGGUGGAACUCCAGCGAACCACCCUCGAGCAAAUGUGGGGCUUCAGCGUGGAGGCCGAGCUCAUCGAGAACGCUGAGAGGCAGGACGAGCUGUGCUGCUACGUCAGCAGGGUUGAGGACAAGAGCGUUGCUAUGCAGAACGGCAUAAUCAAAGGCGACGAGAUAAUGGUGAUCAACGGAGCGAUCGUAUCUGACCUAGAUAUGAUGUACUUGGAAAGCGUGCUGCAAGAGGAGCUCUCUCUCGUCAUGAUGAUGAGGUCGUCCCGCACUGAGCCGCCUGAACUGACCGGCAUGAUGAGGGCUGCGACCGACGACAUCAUAGAUUCCCUGGUGUGCCCACCACCGCCCAGCGAGCCGCCGGUCAUCUCCGACGACAUGAUCUCUGGACUCAUCGUGCCCGCACCAGCUUGGAGUAAGGAGUUAUACAGCCCCGAAACAGACGGCCAUGGCGGGGACUCGGUGAAUGCAGGCCCGCCCAAAGUCAGCUCGCGGACGAAUUCGUUUGAAAUUGAAAACCUUCUAAAGAGCGCAGAACAGGUGACCGGCUGGUGCCGAUCGCCGGCGGACACCCGCCGCGGGAGCCCUACAGGCAGCGUGGUCAGUGCCGCGGCUGGGACGCCCUCCCGGCACAUGUCUGAUGCCGACAAACUGAAGAAGGUCCUGCUGGAACUGGUGGACACUGAGCGCGCUUAUGUUAAGCACCUGAACAAUUUACUGGAGAACUACUUGGAGCCGCUGAAGAAGGAAACUUUUUUAUCAAACGCCGAGAUCAACGCCCUAUUUGGAAACAUUCAGGAGAUUGUGACUUUCCAAAGGCAGUUCCUGCAAAACUUAGAGGAAGCGCUCGAGGCUGAGCCGAACUUCCACCACUUUGAAUUCUCAAAUCAAUUUAAAAAUAUACUCUUCGCGGUCGGAAAUGCAUUCUUGUACUACGUCAACCACUUCAAACUAUACAGCUCUUUCUGUGCCAGUCACAGCAAGGCGCAGAAAGUCUUGCAUCCGAAUGAAGGAAACCAAGCAUUGCAAGAGUUCUUGGCGGCGAGGAAUCCAAAGCAGCAGCAUUCGUCAACACUCGAGUCGUACCUUAUCAAACCUAUUCAACGGAUACUUAAAUAUCCCUUAUUACUUCAACAACUGAGAAAUUUGACUGAUGCUAAUUCUGAAGAACACCUCCAUUUAGUAGAGGCUCUCAAGGGAAUGGAGAAAGUUGCUGAACAUAUAAAUGAGAUGCAACGAAUACAUGAAGAAUAUGGUGCUAUCUUUGAUCACUUGUUUAGGCAACACCAGAAGUCUUGCAAGCAACCUAUAGAUCUAAGUCCUGGUGAUUUGUUAUACUACGGUGGAGUAGAAUGGUUAAAUAUUUCAGACUUUUUAGGAAAAAUAAAGAAAGGAUUGGAACUGCACGCUAUGUGCUUUGUAUUUAAAUCAGCUGUUGUCUUCCUGUGCAAAGAAAGACUGAGACAAAAGAAGAAGUUGAUGGGUGUGUCAUCAAAGAACAACUCGAACGAAGUAGAGAUCAUCAGGUACCAGGUCUUGAUCCCGGUGACUGAGGUCCAGGUGCGCGCGUCCUCUGCCAAAGACAUGGACAGCCACUUCUUGUGGGAACUGAUACAUCUGAGGAGCCAGCUGCAGCGCCGCUCCGAGAAGGUCUACGUGCUGUCCAACAGCACGGCGGACUUCCGCAACGCGUUCCUGAAGACUAUCAGGCAGAUCAUUAGGGAGUCGGUUCGGAACAUGUCCCUGCCCACCUCGAGACCCGCGCCGGCCCCACCUCGGGCGCCACACACCCUGGAACGCGACCGGGAGAGGCCCAAGCAUCAGGUGAGAUGCACUGUGCAAGUGAUGCAGGGCUCUCAAACUCUCGGCAAGACAAAGAAACCAAAGACAAGUGGACAACGGCUAUCGGCAGGCAAUAUCGAGGUUGGUGAUCUCUCGCGUGAGAACUCUCAAGACGCAGACGAACCUCCGCCACCGCCUCCAGAAGAAGAACCUGCUUUCAGGCACCGAAGCAAAACAUUAGGUGACACUGCUGAGACUAGCGUGAAGCGAGCGCCGCCGCCGCCUCCCCCGGACACCGACAAGUCGGACCUCGGCUCCAAGUCCGAGGGCGAGGACGAGCCGCCCCAGCCGCCUGCCAAACGAGGGUUAGGCAGAACUCCCAACCACCUCACGCUAAGCACGACGUCGACUCUGAGUGCCGGCAGCACGGGCAGCCAAGCUAGACUCAUCCAAUCCUCGCAUCAACCAACCCAGUACCAACCCACGAUGGUCAAAGAACUAGGUAAGCAUGAAUCUCAAUCUCUGAAAUCGUCUCCCGAGAAAAAGAGCAGCUCGAGCCAGGAGAGGAAGAUCAAAGUAAUACGCUCCUGCAGCGGCAGCAGCAUCAACAGAGACAAGUCCCCCAACAGGUCUAUAGAUCGUCAGUCACCUGAGAGAGAUCGCGUCAGCAAAGUCAUUGUUUGCAAAUCUCCCAACAAGUCUAGCCUGAAACAAACCAAGACUAUGCACCGCUCUCCGAGAGGCAGCUUUGAUCAGUCAAAGUCCCCGCGUGGAUCUAUCGAUAAGUCGCGAUCACCCCAACAGAGUUUUGAUGGAUCGAGGUCCCCGCGUGGAAGUAUCAUGAAAUCUCGCGAGAAUAGCGUUGAUAGAUCCAGGUCGCCAAAGCCUGCCCCGAAAAAGGGAAUCAUGCGAACACCUCAGGCUAGCUUCGACCGAUCGCCCUGCAAAUCGCCUAAUGUUAGCCGCCGGUCAUCCAAAUCUAGCGGUGAGAAACUAGCAAGACUUGGCACUAAUUCUUUGGAUAGGAUGACUCAUUACUCCCAACUGGCCAAAGCCGAGGAUAAGGCUAUGAAGAUGGGGAUUGUGGUAUCUAAGUCUACCGAGUCAAUUACUAAGGCUAUUGAGCACCCGACUUGCGUGCAAUGUUACCUGUCUGGGAAAAGGCAGGCUAAAACCUCCUAGCAUAGGGGGAAGGGCAAGUCCCCCAAAUCUAGAAGGAAGACGCUAGCUUCGCAGUCUCGCAUUCCUGACAGGAACACUUCAUCUGACCGCAGCAGCAUCGAAACUCUAGAGGACAUUGCCCAUGACCGUGGAACUUGCACUUCCACACGUCACACCGAACGAAGCGAAUUCGAUCAAAUACAUGUUUAAACAUAUUAUUGUACCUGCUAAUUACUUUUUAUUAUUUAACAUUAACCUAACUUGAGCGAGAAAAAGUAGGCACUUACAUAAAAUAAGAUCUAUCACAUUGUGAUUUAUUUAUGUAUAUUUAUCAUCUAAUAUAACAUGGUGGAGACUUUGUCUAAACCAUUGCUAAAAGGAAUUGAUUAGUGAAAAUGACGAUACUUUGAUGAUGGUCAAAUUACUAUUUAUUGACUUUUUUCAUUAUAAGUUGAUUAAAGUUAUUGAUAUUUACUUAAUUCCAUAAUUUGUACG